GCAUGGCAAUGCCAUAUCUUGCUAUAUAUAUAUAACAAACUGACGCCCGUGGUUAUGGGAAAUAUUGAUUAUUGUGCCAAAUUGUGGGCUAUACUCCCAUUAACAUUCAAUCAGUCAUUCCGGUGCCAGCCAAUGGAUGGUGGAGAGGGAUGGAGGAGGACGGAGCUGCUAGACUGAGCGUUUUGACGCGCUGAGAGGAGGACAGAGCGUCACAUCUCUCCAAACGCCCAUCAAACUUUCACCACAGCAUGUAGAGAGGACCCAGUCCUCUGAAAGAGGCCUGUUAGAGACAACAAGGACACGCUGGAUUCUGGGCGGACGGCUGGACAGCGAUGGAGACACUACUGGCAAUUACUUUUGGUACAGUUUGACCCUGCUGCGAUUCCCCCUGAAAACACCUUGUUCAGUUUUUUCGUCCUUUUUGCGACAGAUCGACAGGGAUGGAGCAAGCACCCAGCGCGCCGAGCCCUCCUCCAAAACCGGCCCAUCACGAGCCUAUAAGCUUCGGCAUCGACCAGAUCCUGGGAGCCGGUACAGAGCCAGAAAACGGGCGCGUGUCUGGAAGACAAAGUGGAUCCGAUUCAAGCAACGGGGAUGGUUAUUACAGUUUAGGAAGCCCGACCGGGGCAAGCGCGCCUUCAUACACCGCGCUGUCUAUCUCCCUCUCCGGUAUAAUGCCUCCGGUGGAGGCGUCAGGUUCAUAUGAGGAGAGCAGGAGUCUGGGAAGCCGGGGAGUAAUUCGAGUCCCGGCCCACAGACCCAUGACAGCGCCGGGACCCCCGGCCCCAGUCCAGAGCGCUGUCCCUGGGUUUGGAGGGCUGUGCUUCCCCUGGAUAGGAAACAGGUUCGCCAAGGACAGAAUAUCAGCCCUGGUGCCGUUUGCCGUUACGCGGCGGAUAGGACACCCGUAUCAGAACCGGACACCGCCAAAACGGAAAAAGCCCCGCACGUCCUUCUCCAGAGUUCAGAUCUGCGAGCUGGAGAAGCGCUUCCACCGGCAGAAGUACCUGGCCAGCGCCGAGCGGGCAGCCCUGGCCAAGAGUCUGAAAAUGACAGACGCACAGGUCAAAACCUGGUUCCAGAACCGCAGGACCAAGUGGAGGAGACAGACAGCCGAGGAGAGGGAGGCGGAGCGUCAACAGGCCAAUCGCCUCAUCCUGCAGCUGCAGCAGUCCGCCCUCCAGAAGUCUCUCAGCGAAUCAGCGGUCUCGGAUCCACUUUGCGCGCAUAACUCCUCCCUGUAUGCCCUGCAGAACCUCCAACCCUGGGCCGAGGAGAGGGAAUAGAGACCAGACACCACGCUGUAAUCAAUAAACAUCAUCUAAUAUCCCUGGGAGGAUACAUACAUUAAAUUAGGCCUACAUGAGGACAGUGGGACUUACUUUGUCCAUGCAAUGGAUAAAAAAAAAUGUUGGACCAGAUAAACUGAAGAAUGGGUCACAGGCAGCCAUUUGAUUGGGCGGUUGGGAAAAAGGGACCUGACAUAAGGGUGAGUGAUGCCUGUUCUGAAAGAGAAACAGAACUUUCUUGGAAUAAAUCUUUCAACUCUGUACUUUGGAACCGUGAGACUUUUUUAAAUCAAAAAAAGGAAAGAAUACUUUUAAUUCAAAAUUAUUGUCACCCUGUGAUGCUUGUACUUGAUCUGUUCAUAAGAAGAAGAUCAUUCACCCCAUAGACUUGAAGGAGGCAAAUAAUUAUCCCCAGUAAGACACGAUUAAGUGUUUUCUGAAGGUCUUGCUCUCAACAACCAACUCCUUAUUCUGAAACAGACUUUACAACACUUUGAAAGGGUUGGCUCUGUAUUUUUAGGGGAUAAACACCAGCCAUAUAAAGACAAGGCCUACACCCCAAAACAUAUACAAUAGAGUCCUAGCAUAAAAAUUUGUCUGAGUUUUAAAUAAAUCUCCUGCCACAAAAUACACGAAAAUGCAGAUAAAAACGGGUUCAGAGAUUUUUUUUAGUUGUUCUGGUACUGAAGCAUUCUACCGAUCUCAUUUAUAAAUGUAUACCUCCAACUAAAAUGCACCACCACAUCCACCUACAUACACAGGUGUGUUGCACCCACACCUGUGAAAAGAUAAGGAUACCUAAAAUGUUACAUAAUGGGGGAGAAAUGCUUUUGUGCGAAGUAAUAAAAGGAAAAUAGAUGUCUGGAUAAGAGGGGAGAGAAGUGAAGAAAAUAUGAACGAGGCAGUAAGUUGGGAAAAUAAGGGAGUGAUGCAUGUUCAGUGACGGUGGUGACGUUUUUUUUCAUAUGCACAUUAUCAUGCUUUAUUUGUGUGUCCUUUGGGAUCGAGAGGCACAAAUGUACAACUCUUUUUAUACUUUCAUUGUAUAUCUGUAAAUAACAAUAUAAAUUGUUCUUGUGACACUUUUUGCUCAAUCUCUUUAUGAUGCACCAUAAAUAAAAAAAUAAGAUUUUUAAGGUUUAUUACACCAUAAUUAUAAGCUAGAAAAAAAACAAAUUUUGGAGUGACAAGGUACGUGACAAGUAGACAUGAAUUCUUUUUGUUUCUUGAAAAGUUUAUUGAUAAAUAUAAUGAUUCUAUACAAUAUUUCAUUACACACAUUAUUUCAUUUUGACAGUUUUAAGAUGUCUAUCUGUUUGUCUUCCUGUCUGUUAGUCUAUCUGGGUACAUUUGAGAUGAGCCGCAACACAUCUCAGCAAGGGUUUUCAUUGGUAGCACAGUGAGUGGGCAUGACAGUAAAUCAUUCAUAAAUUUGUAUUUUUGUCCUGCUCAAUCUUCAAAACAAUGGCUCUUGUGUGAAACAUGGCUUCCAUUCCUUCAGAAUCAGUGACGAGGUCUCUCUCAUCUCCUGUCUUAUUCUCUCAUCUUCCUCUAUUCUUUCUCCACAAUCCCUCCAUCUUUCUCCCCUCUUCCUGUCUAUCCUUCACAGUGAAAGGUUGGUCGCUCUGAGUCGACAUUUUUAAUGGACAAAACAGACGACAAAACUUUCCUCUCUGGACAGAUUGUGGUGUCCACAAGAUGAAGCUAAUUGCUCGA
Molecule: messenger RNA, 3005 nt
Organism: Etheostoma spectabile (orangethroat darter)
Lineage: Eukaryota; Metazoa; Chordata; Actinopteri; Perciformes; Percidae
Gene: tlx3a
Product: T cell leukemia homeobox 3a
Exons: 3
Coding region: 441-1286 (281 amino acids)
Biological process (GO): animal organ development; regulation of transcription by RNA polymerase II
Cellular component (GO): nucleus
Molecular function (GO): DNA-binding transcription factor activity, RNA polymerase II-specific; RNA polymerase II cis-regulatory region sequence-specific DNA binding
Source: RefSeq, a predicted model, not a curated record